CUCACGUUCAAGCAGCACAUGAGCUCAACACAACAAGCUCAGCGUUAGAACCAGAAGAAACAGACACAAGAGAGCCAGGAGAGAGGCAGGAGACAGGCUGGGGCAGAGGAGCCAUGCACUGGUCCUGAGCAUCAUGAAGCAGGUUAAGGGGGAGAGAGAUGGCAUUACACUCUCCAAUAAGAACCGACGGCGCCCCCUGUCUUCAGGCGAGGUAGAGGGCUUUUCAUGGCGAGCACCCAGGACCGUUGUGCUCCAGAAAAACUCCCAGGGCUUUGGCUUCACUCUGCGCCAUUUUAUUGUCUAUCCACCGGAGUCAUCCCUCCACUCUCUCAAGGACAAAGAGAACGGGAACACAUCAGUAAAAGGAUGUGCACACUCACGCCUGGAGCCCAUGGACACCAUCUUUGUGAAGAGUGUUCGGGAGAAUGGUCCAGCUCAGACGGCGGGACUGUGCACAGGGGACCGCCUGGUUAAAGUCAAUGGAGAGAGCAUUUUGGGCAAAACUUACUCUCAAGUCAUUGCACUCAUUCAGAACAGUGACAGUGUUCUGGAGCUGUCCAUUGUGCCCAAAGACCAAGACAUUCUACAGCUGGCUUGCUCACAGGACUCCUAUCACAGGAGAAAUCAUCCCCACAGUGGAGAGGUGCACAUCCAGCAGGGACCCCCACCUCUCUGUGACUCCUGCUCUAGGCCCCGCCCCCUCAGCACACUGGACAACUGCCCCUGUCGAGCCACCUUCUCUCCCCUGGACAACUCAGACACUGGUCAGGACUAUGCAAAAAGUACAAACAAGAUCCGCUCUUCCUCUACUUUGAACGCUUUGGAGUUUCACUUUGCAAACCACCAUGCAGCCAUUGCCUCAGCAACCCUCCCACCCCCUCGUAAAAGUAGUCUGCCUGCCUCUACACGGGCUGAGGCCCUGUGCCGACAGGCUCUGUCUGAAUGGUACUACAGUCAGGCGCAAGCGGCUGAGCACUUGUCCCCUCGCAGCCGUGGAGUGUCCCAGGACCGGCUGGCCGGGCUGGGCAUAGCACUAGGAGUGGAGCCUGGUUUUGGCGAGCCACACCACACAGAAAGCUUACAGCACCAUCGUCAGGUGGCUGCAGCUGCAUUUCAAGACCCCUAUAGACUAGGAGGUGGUGGAGAUGUUCCUGAUACAAGAGGUAAAGCAUGCUCCCAAAAUCUGUUAGCUGCCUAUGCAGACUAUGAGCACAACUAUGGCCGCUCUGUGGAAACACUGAAACACGCCACCACAUUAGUAUCAUCCCACAGCCAGCUCCCCCAGCAAAAAGAUCCAGAGUUCCAGAGAGAACUGUCCACCUCUGUGGCCCCCACAGGCCGACAGGGGCGUCAGCAGGUAGCAGAGCCCCAGACUCCACGCACAAAUGAGGUUGGCUACAGUAGCUACAGCCCAUCCUUCAGCACAAAGAGCACGUAUCUGCUCCAACAUGCCCAUACUUUCAGAGAGGACAACCACAAUACAGCUCACCUGAGUCCCUGUGACAGUGAGGGGUCCCAGAGGCCUCUCUCCUCCCCUGUCCUGUCGCCUGCAGAGGAGGAGUGGACAAGACCCCUAAAGCAGGAAGUCAUCAUGAGGAAGAAGCCCUCUGCCACGCAGAGCUGCAGGACUAAUGGCAGUCUGGCACAGCAGGCUUUCGACUCAUUGUCCUCCAUCCCUUUCAUUGCCAGUAUGAAAAAUCGCCGCUCGUCAUACCUCCUAGCCGUCACCACAGAGAGAUCCAAGUCCUGCGAUGAAGGGCUCAACAUUUUCAAAGACGAAGGCCGAGUUUUCUCAAAACUUCCAAAAAGAGUGAAGAGUUUUUUCCUGGAUGGGUCUCUGGACAGCCUGCGUGCUCAGGAGGAAGCCCGUUCCAAGCGCCAUUCCACCUCUGAGCUUGGCACCACUGUGGUCAGCAAUGUCCGCAAAGAGGGCUGGCUGCACUGCAAACAGGUGCUCAGUGAGAAGGGCAAGAAGUUGGGGGGUGGUAUUCGGCCAUGGAAGCGUGUUUUCUCAGUGCUGCGUUCACACUCACUGUUCCUCUACAAAGACAAGAGAGAGGCAGUCCUUCACGGGGCAGGGGCCGUCCCAGGACAAGAGGAACAUUCUCCAAUCAGCGUCCGUGGCUGCCUGAUCGACAUUGCUUACAGCGAGACCAAACGCAAAAAUGCGCUGCGCCUCACCACUCAGGACUUCUGUGAAUACCUCCUGCAGGCCGAGAGCCGCGAGGACAUGCUCAGCUGGAUCAAAGCCAUCCGAGACAACAGCAAGAGUGACAGUGAGGAGAUUGGAUUCUCGAGACAAGCUCUGAUUAACAAGAAGCUGAAUGACUACAGAAAACACAGUCUGACAGGUCACAGGCAAGACUCCUCUCCCAAAAGCCAUCGAAUUGUGCCGCCUUCGCUUCUUUCCAAAACAGACAACAAAUCAGAUGACAAGACCCCAUGGGGCAUCAACCUCAUGAAGAGAAGCAAGAAGAGCAGUAAUCCCAAGGCUUUUGGAGUGCGGCUGGAGGACUGUCAGCCUGCUGUCAACCAUAAAUUUGUGCCUCUGAUUGUGGAGAUGUGUUGUGCUGUGGUAGAGGCCAUGGGUCUAGAGUACACCGGGAUCUACAGAGUCCCAGGAAACAAUGCGCUGGUGUCCAGUUUGCAAGAGCACCUCAACAAAGGGCUGGAUAUCAACACGGGAGAUGAGAGAUUCCAGGACCUGAACGUCAUCAGCAGUCUGCUAAAAUCAUUUUUCAGGAAAAUUCCAGAGCCACUAUUCACAGAUGAUAAGUACAGUUCCUUCAUUGAAGCCAAUCGGAUAGAAGACGCAGACAGCAGACUCAAAACUAUGAAGACCCUGAUCCACAGUCUCCCAGAUCAUUACUUUCAUACUCUCAAAUUUUUGGUGGAACACCUCAAAAGAGUGGCUGAUUAUUCAGAAAAGAAUAAGAUGGAGCCCCGGAACCUGGCCCUGGUGUUUGGACCCACUCUGGUCAGGACGUCCGAGGACAACAUGAUGGACAUGGUGACGCACAUGCCUGACCGCUACAAGAUCAUAGAGACUCUCAUUCUGCAUUGUGACUGGUUCUUCUCGGACGGACCUAUGGAAAAAGAGGAGAAGGCCCCUGAUCACGAGAGCGACUCUUCACCAGUGCCCAACAUCGAUCACCUGCUGUGUAACAUCGGCCGCACAGGGGGGCCAGGAGACUGCCCAGAUUCCACCAUCGAUUCACUUAAACUAAAGAUUUCUUUGAGCCCUAAGAAGGACCCAAAUGCCAAGGAAUUAAUCUCUGCCAUGACCCGCAAACGCAAGAUAUCACCUGACCAUCUUCCAGGAAUCAGCUCAGAGGAAAACUUGGAGCAUGAGCCAGUCAAAUCCAGCAAUUUGAGGAGACAGAAUGGAGAAGAGAGAGACAGCAUUGAAUCCAAGAGUGAGGUCCAAGGAGGAGGAGGAGAGGAAGGUCAAACCUUACAAGAGGGCAAGGAUCUGGAAGAGGUUUCCAACAAAGAAGAGGUGGAAACCGAAAUCAAAGUAAAGUAUGAAAAAACUGACAUAGCACAGCUGGAGGCACUGACAGUGCCCAGGCCACUGAGGCCAAUUGUGGGUGUGAGGAGGGGGCACAGACUUCUCCGUCCUCACAGUUUCCACCUCCUCCAGGCUCCACCUGAGGCUCCUGCCCCAUUGCACACAUAUCCCUCCAGAGCAGGGGGCCCAGCCUGGGUAUCUCGCUCCAGGAUCCCUCCUGCUCACACCUCUAGUUUCUAUGGGACCCAGUCGGGCAACUGGGCUCCAGCAGUUCCACUGCGCUGUAAGAAAAGCUUCACUGCUCGAACGAGGGCUUUGUCCAUGACCCUAGAGCUAGAGGGUAGAGCCAGAGGCUGGAGAACGGACAAGGUGGAGGUCAUACGGGUCAAUGAGAGCGGAGUUCCACAGGGAUCAGCUAUUGCAACAGUGUCUUAUCAGGAGACCCCUCCAGUUCCUUGGAUGGUUGUAGGGACUUGUCCUUGGUCAGACCCCAGCCCCUCCAGGUCCUCAGUGGUUCUAAGAAGACUCUCAAAACCACAAGAGCAGAACCAGAGAUGGCGGCGCCACACAGUGAUGGUAUGAGCUGCUGCAAUACAACACACCAAGAUUUUAAUCCAGGUUUGAACUAAAACAGCCAAAUUUGAACUUUAAAACUCUCUGUCUCUUUUACACAAAUAGUACUGUCAGUGACCAGGUUAGCCACAGAACAGUAACAACAACCUGCCCACUCUUGUAUAGUGGCAAACUCCCUCUGUUCUGGUCCUGCCAUGGCCUAGCAGAGUCCAGGUCUGGGGCUUCUGGAAGCAUGUUGUAAACAUCCUGUGAUCCUCUAUUGGCCUGAGACUCUGUAAUAUUUGUCUGGUUAUAUACCUGCAUAGGCCAAUUACAGCAUUAUAUUUAAAUUAAAGAAACAUUGUACAAGAUGUUUUACAUGACUAUGCUUAAUUGUUUUGGCUUCUCAGAGUAAUGAUUCAAUAUCUUUAGUUGAUCUACUUUUCCAACAUCUUUCCAAAAUGUCUGCAGCUAGUUCAAACUAUGACCAUGGCUAGUCUAACUAAAUCUAUGCAGGCCGUCAGGCUCAUCAGUGUGUUGUUGCUGCCCACAGUAGCUUUCUUCCCAUGUGUUCUGGACAUAACCCUCAGAUCAUCCCAGUGGAGUUAACCUAAUGCCGUCUGCCCAAAGGUUGGGGUCAGUAAUAGAUGUACUAAAUAUUUGGGACAGUAAGGACACGAGGCAGCUAUGUGAAGUCAUGCCAAAUCAGUUUUCUAUCCUUUGUACAAUCACUGUGCAAUGCCAAUGCAAGCCCCAGUGACCAGUGCUCCUUCCAUGUGCUGAACAGUGUCUGAAUAUUGUGCUCUGUGCCUGGGCCUGUUUUGUAACCCUUGUAGAAAGCCUUGAGAAAUUAACCUAUUGUACUAUGUAAAUGUUAUACCUGUAUAUAAAUAUUAAAUUAUUA
This is a messenger RNA of Periophthalmus magnuspinnatus, 4967 nucleotides long. RefSeq names its product Rho GTPase activating protein 23b (gene arhgap23b). The record is from RefSeq and is a predicted model, not a curated record. Gene Ontology annotation, molecular function: protein binding. The transcript is spliced from 23 exons. Gene Ontology annotation, biological process: signal transduction. The coding region runs from base 134 to 4093 and encodes 1319 amino acids. NCBI's taxonomy places the organism in Eukaryota, Metazoa, Chordata, Actinopteri, Gobiiformes, Gobiidae.